This is a messenger RNA of Periophthalmus magnuspinnatus, 2674 nucleotides long. RefSeq names its product protein FAM222A-like. The record is from RefSeq and is a predicted model, not a curated record. The transcript is spliced from 3 exons. Bases 312 to 1724 code for a protein of 470 amino acids. Lineage: Eukaryota; Metazoa; Chordata; Actinopteri; Gobiiformes; Gobiidae.
GAGCCGAGUCUCAUUUCCAUCCGACAUCAGGCUCCUGUGGCAGCGGCUCAGCGGCUCAGCGGCUCAAACCCGGGACACAAACCGGGACACGGCCUCCGGAGACAAGUGUCCACGGAGGUUUUGAACAUGUAGAAGAAGAGGAGGCGCAGGAGGCUCGUCCCGUCCAUGGAUAUUUCCCCGGAGCCGAACUGUUCGCAUCGGGAAAACAGAGCCCAGGAAGUCCGCCUGGAGAGCGACCAAUCACCGCAGAGAAGCAGAUAAACAAGCCUCAUGAGAACAUAAGACCAACAGGUUCAGAGGCCGUAUCGACCAUGUUGGCCUGUAUCCAAAGACGACAGAACUUCCCCUCACAGCAUCUCAACUGCUCCGCCAGAAGUGUCAUGGCGUCGGCUCCUCCGCUCCUUCUGUCAGCGCCACAUCUGCAGCCCGGCGUCUCCAAAGGGGAGCCUGUCUCACGAUACCCGUCUCCUGCAGAGCUGGACGCCUUUGCUCAGAAGACCGCCCGGAACCCACUGACCAUUAAAAUCUUUCAAACUGAAGUGCGGGUUCCACAACAUAAACAGUUAAACAAGACGGUGAACGGGCUGGACACGACGGGACAGAGCUACAGCUCGUGCCCGUACUCCAGGGGGUAUCAGGGUUUGUUGGCCAUAGUUAAAGCCUCAGUGACGAUCAAAGGAGUCGUGAAAAACUCCGAGGGAAAAAGGACUAAACAUUCGAGCGGACAGGCCUCUGUGGGGCCGUACGGUAACGCCCCCUACAGGCAGGGGCAUAAAGCCUAUCACACGAGCUCGUGUAAGGCUCCGGACGUGCCCACAGACACGCACUGCUCCAGCGCCAGGGCCUCGGGGGACCCGGGCCGCGCCCCCCGGGCGGAGCUGGCGCAGGUUCAAAGCCUGAUGAGGCAGAUGAGCAGAAACCCCCACAGAGAGCAGCUGGGAGGAGAGGCCCGAGCCAGCCCGUCUGUGCAGGCCGCCGCCGCCGUGGCCCCCCAGAGCGGGGUGACGUACGCGGGCGCCGUCGUGCCCACGCAGACGGCGGGCACGGCCAAAACGGUGUACUUGGACAAAGCCGACUACAGGACGUCCUGGCAGCGCAAGCAACAACAGACGCAGCAUUAUCAGCACAGAGCAGUGAGGUACAGCGCCGGGACUCACGCCGGGACUCACGCCGGACAGUCUCCUGACGCCGUCAUGUCGUUGGCUUAUCCCUCUCAGCUCUCGUACCGUCUCCCUCUUCCCGGCGUCCAGGACAGGGGCAGCGCCUCCUCUUUGAACUGCAUGCAGGGAGAUUUCUCUACCGGCCCGUACUUCGCUUCUCUCUGGGACAACAGUUUAACGUCGGCUCCAAACAGUGACAGUAGUUUCCAGUCUCAGUUGUUGGGCGUCUGUCCCGCUCGACCCAGAGACCUGCCUCUGUCCAAUCAUCAUCCUAAAUGUCACCAACUCCAUCAUCACCAGACGCAGCACCCGGCGCCGCAGCCCCACCCUCACAGCCACCAGGCCUACAGCGCCGACCACACGCUGACGGGAGGCCUGCCCACGUCCAGCCUGUGCCACGCCGCUCUGCUCAGCAGCAGCCUGCAGUCUUUGGAGUGCCUCAUCAGUGAGAUCCAGCCUCCCUGCAUCAAAGAGCGCAUGCUGGGGCGUGGGUACCAGGCCGUGGGGAUGCCUCUGCUGCUGGAGCCUCAGCAGAGCCACAUCCAGCUCCCUGUCUACAGAUAAGACACAAAAAGGACUUUUUUAGACGUGUGAGACGUGUGUCCACUGCACCAGGUUUUGUGCUGGACCUGGAGAAUCAUGUGGAUUUUUUAAACUUGUCAAAAACCUGCUGCAUCAGAACCGCGCUCUUCAGCCUCAGUUCAUUAGGUCAUUUAUUUCAAGAGUUGUUUUAAUUGUUUUGUAAAUAUACAAAUAUAUAUUUUUACAGAAAAUCUUAUUUGUGGAACAUUCCUUUGACCAUCAGAUCUUUGGUUAUUGGCUCCUUUGUGCUGGACGUCUGAAGAAUCAGAGAUGAUGUUCCCUUAUUAUCUCGCCUUUGCAAACAGCAGCCGCUUUAUGGGGAAACAGUUUGAUCUUUUGCAUAAAAAGUACAGUUUUUACAGAGUACAAAUGUAAAUCAGUCUGAUGUGGUUAGGCGGCUCUGCGUGUGGAGACUCUGUAACCAAACGCCAUCAGGAGAUGUUUGCAUUUUCACUUGUGUUUUUGUUUCAUUUUGAAACUCCUGGGAUAUUGUGGAUGUUUACAGUUUAAUGAAAGGUUUGUGUCCCAGGUAAAGCUGCGUGCCACGAUGAAGCUACGGCCAUUUGAACCAACUGAAUCAUUUGAAUCAAUUGAAUCAUUUGAAUCAUUUGAGUCAAUUGAGUCAAUUGAGUCAUUUGAAUCAAUUGAAUCAAUUGAAUCAUUUGAUUCAUUUGAUUCAUUUGAUUCAUGUCAUGUUCCUUGUUUUCGGGCUCCAGUCUUAGUCUGGAGUCGUGUGUCUCGUUCGUUCAUGUUUUAUUUAUUUGGGCUCGUUGGGUUUUUAAGGCGUCUCUAUUAUAAAGUGCAAUUAUUAUUAUUCUAUAAAGUAUGUGAACACUGUCCAUGAAAAUGAUGUUAACAUGAUUUCAAAUGUUUGACCCUAAUCAGUUUUUGCCUCUUCGUAAAAUGAAAGUCAAGUAAACGACAUUUUCUAG